This is a messenger RNA of Strongylocentrotus purpuratus (purple sea urchin), 3981 nucleotides long. RefSeq lists its product as uncharacterized. NCBI's taxonomy places the organism in Eukaryota, Metazoa, Echinodermata, Echinoidea, Camarodonta, Strongylocentrotidae. The record is from RefSeq and is a predicted model, not a curated record. Gene Ontology annotation, biological process: regulation of transcription by RNA polymerase II. Gene Ontology annotation, cellular component: nucleus. The coding region runs from base 108 to 3707 and encodes 1199 amino acids. Gene Ontology annotation, molecular function: DNA-binding transcription factor activity, RNA polymerase II-specific; RNA polymerase II transcription regulatory region sequence-specific DNA binding. The transcript is spliced from 5 exons.
CGCGUUCUCCAACCCCGUUUUACCAAGACAUGAAUUUUCCGACGAUCGCCAUACCCGAUUCUUGCCGAUAAUUUCCACUUUCUGAUCUUCACCAGCAUAGGGCAGACAUGGAGGGCAACAUGGACGUACUACCCUUCAGCCUGUCAUGUGACCGCUGUGACUUCCGCACCAAGAGCAUGUCUGCCAUGAGAGACCAUGCUCAGACGCACUCGGCUGAACACCAAGACCAGCAUCCAAUAGAAGAGAUAGGUAUUAGCAACCAUGCUCCAAGUGAUGACCAUGCCCUUCAAGCACUAGUUGACUCCGCCCUAAACGAUGCCUCUCGACUCCUUCUCUCCUCACCCGACAACUCCAACCACCACCAUCUUCAAGAUCCCGGCACCACUUCAAACCAGAGCCCUGUAGAAGAGGUCGGAAGGACAGAUGGUGAUGGUCAUCCCUCUGGAGUUGAACACCAGGACAGGAAAAAGGAGCGGAUGGUGACGCCAAGGGCUAGUGCUUUGGCUGCUGAGGACCUCCUCGGGAUAUACGCUGCUGGAAUUGACUUCAGUGUCGUCGGAGGAGGGGUCGUCCACGAUGGUCAGUUUCGAGCUGGAUGCGGUCAAGAAGUACAGACCAUGAUGUCCGCAGCGAUAGCAGAAAGCGCAGAUGGUGGCAUCAGGAGUGGGAUAGGCAUUCCCAGUCAUGAUGAAGCUACCUCUAGGUCUCAUCUGGGAGAUGAUGGCAGUGGAAGUAUGAAUAAUGGUGGAGAAACUGAACCUUAUUCUGUAGAUUCUUCUGGUAACUCCAGGGGAGUAGGUCAUGAUAGUAACACGAGAGUUGAUCCUAAUCAAAGGAAAGAAAACAGUGAGAUUAGUUGUGGCAUUCAUCCAAUCACAUCAGAACAAGCUAGGACAGAUUCACCUCAAUCUAGAAGUUCUGGAAGUGCAAGCUGUUCACAGAAUUUGGGACGGACACAAAUGUUGAGGGGUAAGAAAGCCACCAGACCAAGUUUUAAGUUUGUCAUCCAUCGUUCAGCGUUCAGUAAAACUCCCUCAGCAGAUGACGAGACACCAUCAUCUUCAUCAAAACAUAGACCCUCUCACAGUCACAGUAAGGUUGUUGCUAGACAAGCCAAAGAUCAUAACUCCUCAGCAUCUGACAAUGCCUCGGCAACUAUGGACAAGGGUAGCGGAGGAACAACAGCAUCAAGAACUCGUGGACAGAGAUCAAAGCCUGUGCUUGAGGAUGGAGGAACCGCUGCUCGGGAUGCAAGCUCUGGGAGGCGUAGAGGACGAAAGCCGGUCUGUCCGACGAAACUGAUCGUAGAACAGGAGAGGACGCUCCCACCCUCUAAACGUCAUGGACAAAAAGGUUUUAGACCCGGUGCGAGGCCUGGGAAGGGUGAUGGGAAGAAGAUGAGGUACAGAUGCCCAGAGUGUCUCUUCUCAUGUAUGCUCAAGAAAGAUUUGACAGCUCACACCAAACUGGCCCACACCAAGAGCGGGAGGAAGGAUGCAAGGGUUGGGAAAGUGCACUUUGAAAUUAACAAAUCAAAAAUCUCCCAGAGUAAACAGGGCUCCAAAAGAACUUCAAGAGGAAAUGUUUUGGAUUCCUGUGAUACAGAACAAGAGGAUAGCCAACACAAACCAAGGAAACUCUUGAAAAGAGUAAAUGACAAUAAGAAAAGUACUUCUAGAUGUAAUAAAAGACCCACCAGGGAUAAAAAGCCUGCAGAGGAUGAAUCGGAAGAACUACAAGAAAAUGAUGAUGAAGAGAAUGUUGAUGAUGAUUGGGAACCUGAUGCAGGAGAUGUGAGCUCUAGUGAAGGGGAAGUGAUUGAUAGCGGAAGGGAGGAGGAUAGUGAUGAUGAUGAUGUGUGCAGUAUCUGUCACAAGUUUACUGCAGACUGUCCCGCAGACAUGGAGCGCCACCGAGCAGAGGAGCAUAGGGAUAGCUUGCAGAGCUCAAAGCAAUUCCAAUGUAACUAUUGCAGCUACUCUUGCCAGGGUCGGAAGACUCUUGCCGCCCACAUCCACGGCUUGCAUGGUGACACGGUACAACUCCUCACACAGAAAGCCACAGAGCCCAAAGCCAAAUCAGUGAAGAAGGAAGUUGACACCAGCCGUGUCUAUCGCUGUAGCAUCUGUAACUUCAGCUGCCAUUCGAGCCAUCUCCUGAACAGCCACAUGAAGAGCACCCACCACUUUGAAAAGAUGUCUGGUGAGUUCACCUGUGGCGUGUGUGGGAAGGUCGUCGUUGGACGCUACUCUCACUUCCGCCGCCACCUCCGAUGCCAUUCGGAGGAGCGUCCCUAUAAGUGCGAUCAGUGUCCUCUGGCCUUCCGCGACGCGAACAGCCUGAACUGCCACUUGCCCAUCCACAAGGAAGACCGUGACUACCUCUGCGAAGACUGCGGUAUGGCCUUCAAGCGUCCGAUCAACUUGCGGAUGCACCGCAAGGUCCACAGCGACAAGAUGUUCCCCUGCGAUGCCUGCGACUACAAGUGUCGCCGUCGCAACACUCUCCUGAACCACAAGAAGCGGAAGCACCUGAAGCAGAAGACUGUCCUCUGUCAGCACUGCGGCCAUUGCUUCUUCUCCAAGACGGAGUGUAAGAACCAUGUGAUGAAGAAGCACACCCAGCGGCCGACUCCUUUCGCUUGUCCGAUCUGUCCUGCAGUGUUCAUGUUCCAGUACCGCUUCAAGGCACACUUGAAGACACACCCUGAGAUCAAACCUUACAGGUGUCACGUCUGUGGCUUUGAGACCAGACUAAACACCUACCUCAUGGAUCAUAUGAGACAACAUACAGGAGAAAAACCAAAGAAAUGCAAUCUGUGCGACUAUGAGACUUCCACCAACAGCAACCUCUACAAACAUAGAAAGCGCCACCAUGGUCCAGGCAUCCCACGGCUCAGCUCCCGGACCCGCAGGCCCCGCCCAAACAGGGCCCAGAACAAGGCGGAGGAGAACCCCAUGGGGAUGAGCGACGAGCAGAAGCAGCGAGCGGAGAAGAGCGUGGUGGAGGACAUCGUGAAUGCAGUGGAGUUUGGCCAGAUGGCAUCCCAGGUGAACCUUGCAGCAGGGGGCCAGGCGGCAGCGGCCAUGUUCAAUAUGGCAGCCAUGUGCAGUACUCAAGAAUUUAAGCAGGAGCAACUGAUGCAAGUUCCUCCUUCUGAUGUGCACCAAGGUCAUCCAAUCCUCCCCGAGGAGGUCAACAUCAUCAGCUCCGUCUCGGACACUGGCCACGAUGCAGAACGCCUCUCCAUUUCCAUCCUCGAUAAGACGACAUCCUCCGUGGCAGCCAUGAUGGAAGCCCUGGCCGACGCCCGUAACAUGCGCCCCCCUCAGGCCCACCAGCCCAACCACCAAGCCCUCAUCUCGCACCCCAGCCCGUACUCCAUCCACCUGGCCACGGCGCCCACGCCCCAACCAAGCACCCCUCCCACCACCAGCUCCGCCCCACUCUUCCAGCGAUCCGUCGCAGCAAUGGCAGCCAACAUGACCAUGCAUUAUGUGCAUCCGAACAUCGGUGCAAUCGGGGGAGGGGGGAGUUACCACCACCUGUCCGCCUUGGCAGGGGAGGCGGCCAGUCGAUCGCCCAUUACGUCUCACGGUCAGCCGACGCCCCAUAAUGUCACCAUCCCACCUCCUCUGAUCGGUGUCGGGCAGGGUCAAGCCACGCCUCAACCCCUCACCCACUUCCCAAACAUGAUGCACUAUUAAACUAUUCCCUGCCGGAACUAUGUGGCUCCCGUACUAAAGCAUAUGACUAUGAGACAAUGCGGUAUUCCAUGAGUUAAAGAACCUGAUAAUAACAAAUCGGUUGCAUAAUUUACCCAGAGUAGCUUCAUCAGUAUUAACACAUCAUUGCUCUUUCUGAGGGUCUUGUAAUUAUUAUUAAACCAACAAUUGCUUGGUACCCAUUCAAUACACCAGGGCCCCAUUUCACAAAACUUGUCAUCAGUGACAAAUGACAGUUUCUGUUAUAAGCUACUGA